Messenger RNA from Chrysochloris asiatica (Cape golden mole), 1850 nucleotides. RefSeq names its product prolyl 4-hydroxylase, alpha polypeptide I (gene P4HA1). The coding region runs from base 216 to 1850 and encodes 544 amino acids. Gene Ontology annotation, cellular component: endoplasmic reticulum. Lineage: Eukaryota; Metazoa; Chordata; Mammalia; Afrosoricida; Chrysochloridae. Gene Ontology annotation, biological process: peptidyl-proline hydroxylation to 4-hydroxy-L-proline. The record is from RefSeq and is a predicted model, not a curated record. The transcript is spliced from 15 exons. Gene Ontology annotation, molecular function: iron ion binding; L-ascorbic acid binding; procollagen-proline 4-dioxygenase activity.
GGGGCGCUGGUGUGAUCGAGCUCACGUAGAGAGGGUAGCUGUCGCCUCCUCCUUCGCGCUGCCGUCGCGGCCUAGAGGUUAUAAAAGGGCUAACUGGCUCCCUCUGCUGCCCAGUUGCGCCGCCAGCGGGCCAAGGGAAGGGUGAGUGUAGGUAACCCGAGCGCCCGAGACCGGGGAGUGAAGAGCGCGCCGCCUUCCCGUCCCACUUCUCAGGUAUGUUAGCCUGUAAAAUUAAAUCUUCCAAGAUGAUCUGGUAUACUUUAAUUGUUGGGAUUUUACUUCCGCAGUCUCUGGCCCAUCCAGGCUUUUUUACUUCUAUUGGUCAGAUGUCUGAUUUAAUCCACACUGAGAAAGAUCUGGUGACCUCCCUGAAAGAUUAUAUUAAGGCUGAAGAAAACAAGUUAGAACAAAUAAAAAAGUGGGCAGAGAAGUUAGAUCGGCUAACAAGCACAGCAACAAAAGAUCCAGAGGGCUUUGUUGGACAUCCUGUCAAUGCAUUCAAGUUAAUGAAACGCCUGAACACUGAGUGGAGUGAGUUGGAGAAUCUGGUCCUUAAAGAUAUGUCUGAUGGUUUUAUUUCUAACCUAACCAUUCAGAGACAAUACUUCCCUAAUGAUGAAGAUCAGGUAGGGGCAGCCAAAGCCUUAUUGCGUCUCCAGGACACCUACAAUUUGGAUACAGAUACCAUCUCAAAGGGUAAUCUUCCAGGAGUAAAACACCAAUCUUUCCUAACGGUUGAGGACUGCUUUGAGUUGGGCAAAGUGGCCUACACAGAAGCAGAUUAUUACCACACUGAACUGUGGAUGGAACAAGCUCUGAGGCAGCUGGAUGAAGGCGAAGUUUCUACUAUUGAUAAAGUCUCUGUUCUAGAUUAUUUGAGCUAUGCUGUAUACCAGCAGGGAGACCUGGAUAAAGCACUUCUGCUCACAAAGAAGCUUCUGGAACUAGAUCCUGAACACCAAAGAGCUAAUGGUAACUUAAAAUAUUUUGAAUACAUAAUGGCUAAAGAAAAAGAUUCCAAUAAGUCUUCUUCAGAUGACCAAUCUGAUCAGAAAGCCACACUAAAGAAAAAAGGGACUGCUGCGGAUUACCUGCCCGAGAGACAGAAGUACGAAAUGCUGUGCCGUGGGGAGGGUACCAAAAUGACUCCUUGGAGACAGAAAAAACUGUUUUGCCGCUACCAUGAUGGAAACCGGAACCCUAAAUUCAUUCUCGCUCCAGCCAAACAGGAGGAUGAAUGGGACAAGCCUCGUAUUGUUCGCUUCCAUGAUAUUAUUUCUGAUGCAGAAAUUGAAAUUGUCAAAGAUUUAGCAAAACCAAGGCUGAGCCGAGCUACAGUACAUGACCCUGAGACUGGGAAAUUGACCACAGCACAGUACAGAGUGUCUAAGAGUGCUUGGCUGUCUGGCUAUGAAAAUCCUGUGGUGUCACGGAUUAAUAUGAGGAUACAAGACCUAACAGGACUAGAUGUUUCCACAGCAGAGGAGUUACAGGUAGCCAAUUACGGAGUUGGAGGACAGUAUGAACCCCAUUUUGACUUUGCACGGAAAGAUGAGCCAGAUGCUUUCAAAGAGCUGGGGACGGGAAAUAGAAUUGCUACAUGGCUGUUUUAUAUGAGUGAUGUGUCAGCAGGUGGAGCCACUGUUUUCCCGGAAGUAGGAGCUAGUGUUUGGCCCAAAAAGGGCACUGCUGUUUUCUGGUAUAAUUUGUUUGCCAGUGGGGAAGGGGACUACAGCACGCGACACGCAGCCUGCCCGGUGCUAGUUGGAAAUAAAUGGGUAUCUAAUAAAUGGCUCCAUGAACGUGGACAAGAAUUUCGAAGACCGUGUACCUUGUCAGAAUUGGAAUGA